GCCACAACUUUUCUUCAACCACCACCAAAUUUUUAAUAACCCUUACAUCCAACAAUAUUUGAAGUUUGAGUCAAUGGCGUUGGAAGAAUUAUCAUUCUUCACAGCUUUCACUCUUCUUAUCCUUUUUCUUACUUUCAUCCCUUUAAUAUCCUUUUCUCAACCAAACUCUGUUCAUUCUCAUGGAGAAGUGUCAUCACAAUUUUUGUUGCUGAACCAACUUCAUGGAUCCCAUAAGGGUGACAAAGUGAAAGGUAUCCACCAGCUGAAGAAAUACCUUCGACAGUUCGGCUACUUGAACUAUGCUCAGAUUGAUCAUUUUGAAAAUAACAACCACGAUGAGUUCGACCAGUUGUUAGAGUCCGCCAUUAAAACGUACCAAGAGAAUUACAAUCUCAAAGUCACAGGGACUCUAGAUGUUUUGACGCUAGCACAAAUGUCGAAGCCUCGAUGCGGAGUUGCAGAUAUCAUCCAUGGCAAUACUUGGAUGAGAGCAAGCAAGAAAAGAAAUCAACUUGGGCAUGGAAUUGGGCAUUUUCAUACGGUUUCUCACUAUGCUUUCUUGGGAGGAAAUAUCAGGUGGCCCAAAUCUCACCUUACUUAUGCGUUCAUUCGUGGAACUCCACCAGAAAUGGCAAGUCCGAUUUCUCGAGCUUUUGCAACUUGGGCUGCGAACUCUCACUUCACAUUUUCACAAGCUUUGGACAACCAAACUGCAGACAUAAACAUAGAGUUUGCAAGUGGUGAUCAUGGAGAUGGGAAUCCAUUCGAUGGUGUUGGGGGAGUGAUAGCCCAUUCUUUUAUGCCGCCAGACGGUCGGUUUCACCUCGAUGCCGACGAGUCUUGGGCGGCCGGUGUUUUUUCUGGUUCGUUUGAUUUGGAGACGGUGGCAUUGCAUGAGAUUGGACACCUUCUCGGCCUUCAACACAGCUCCAUUGAAGGGGCUAUCAUGUGGCCAUCAAUUCCUAAAGGAGCUUCCAAGGGUUUGCAUCCUGAUGAUAUUGCAGGCAUUAAGGCUUUAUAUGGUACAAAAGUUAUGCCAAAUGCACCUGAAGUUAUGCCAAAUGCGCUAACUCGUACUCUCAAGUCAUCUUUUAAAGAAUGUCAUAUUGGUGCUUAUAGUUAAGAAAAAGUUAAAUAUUCUUGACAAUAAAAAGUGACAUUAUUAACUUCUUUUGUGACAAGGGAAAAAUGUCACUAUAUAUUCUUUUUUUACAUUUUAAACUUAUAGCCAAUAUCCAUAACUGUUACGCUUGUGGUCGACUGUUAAUCUUUUCUUUUAUUCUGUUGAAUAUUUUGUCUUUGACUUUGUGUGAAUAUUCUUUUCUUUUUGGUGGCA
Benincasa hispida (wax gourd) is the source of this 1336-nucleotide messenger RNA. Its product is annotated as metalloendoproteinase 2-MMP-like. NCBI's taxonomy places the organism in Eukaryota, Viridiplantae, Streptophyta, Magnoliopsida, Cucurbitales, Cucurbitaceae. Gene Ontology annotation, biological process: collagen catabolic process; proteolysis; extracellular matrix organization. Gene Ontology annotation, molecular function: zinc ion binding; metalloendopeptidase activity. Gene Ontology annotation, cellular component: extracellular matrix. The record is from RefSeq and is a predicted model, not a curated record.